AUGGAUCUUUUCGAGGAUGAAGAGCUAGACGCGGAGAAUGUGAUCAGUCUUCGGUUGGAUUUAGAAAAUAUUAAAGAAUUCUAUAAUGCUCCGGAUCGUUGUUAUGGAACAGGAAAAGAUAUUCUGAACACAUAUUGGGUUUUCGGCUGCUAUUAUGAUCCUAAAGUUGACAAAUAUGUGAUGUCGGCCAUUGGCGAAGAAUUAGAAAAUGUUCGGUGUGACGUCACAUUCAGUGUCGUCCAACCAAGAGCUCCAACAAUGGAACGGCUGUUGGCUAGACCUAACAAUCAGCGAAAGAAAAAAAUUGUGAAACAAUUUUUCCGGGAAGCCGCUAAUAUACCCGGCGGGGAAUGGGAAACCGUCUUCACGGACGAGAGGAACAAAUUUGAAAAUUGGGCACUUCUCGGAUACGUGGAAUAUCAAUUUCGCGUGGAACUGACUCCUUUUCUACUUCCGGAGCCAGAACCAGGGAUGGAGCCGGAAAUGGUCGAUGAUCAAGAGCCCGAAGAAGUCGAGGAGAACGAAAUCGGAAAAGAAGAAGAAGAGCAGGUCGAGCGGAAACCUGAAAUUUUCGAAUUGUGCUUGGACCUCUGA
Messenger RNA from Caenorhabditis briggsae, 594 nucleotides. NCBI's taxonomy places the organism in Eukaryota, Metazoa, Nematoda, Chromadorea, Rhabditida, Rhabditidae. The record is from RefSeq and is a predicted model, not a curated record. Bases 1 to 594 code for a protein of 197 amino acids. The transcript is spliced from 2 exons.